AUAGUAUUCCCUCCCCAUCCCCCCCACUCCUCACUUCCUCUAUAUAUAUACUAGUAUUCAGACUCUGAAAGCUAACAGAAUUAGUUCUCUCUCAGAUCAAAUGGGGAAUACAAUAGGAGCAGGAAGAAGGAUAGCGAAGGUGAUGACCAUAGAUGGCGAGACUGUUAAGUUUAAGACGCCAUUAAAAGUAGGGGAAGUAACCAAAGACUACCCAGGUCAUGUCCUAAUAGAAUCAGAAGCUGUGAAGCACUUUGGCGUUAGAGCAAAGCCUUUGGAACCACAGCAAGAUUUGAAACCAAGGCGACUCUAUUUCCUCUUGGAGAAACAAAAGUUUCCUCAGCAAGAGAAGAAUGUUCUCCAGAGGAAGGUGAGGCCAGGGGUGAAGAUGAGUGCUAAGGAAAGGAUGGAAAGUCUCAUGUUAACCCGACGGGCGACGUCGGACUUGUCGUCGGUGAAGUCGAAGACUCUUGUGAACGACGCCGGCAUGGUGAGGGUGAAAUUAAGGUUACCCAAGUCGGAGUUGUCGAAGCUGAUGGAUGAGAGCCAAGAUGCAAAGGAGGCGGCGGAGAAGAUUAUGGAUCUCUGUAUCACGAAGACCGGGAUGAGCAGUUCGGAUGAGCACGAGGAGGACGAUAUGUACACCAAGAGUGGACCUCUCCUUGGCUACGACUCCAACGAUGACACCGAAAGUGGGCCUCUGCGGCCGCAUGGCGUUUGGAAGCCGGCUCUUGAUAGUAUCAAAGAGGGUAGCAACAAGCCCCGCCGCGAGAAAAAGGUGAAGUUUUUGCCCGUCAAGGAUGAAGAAGAAGUGGAGUAGUUACGCACAGAUUAACUCUUAUGAAUUUUUUCCCUCUUGACUGAGAAUACAAGAAAUAAAAAAAAUAUAUAUAUACAUUAGACGAUGGCGGUAAUUUUCAGAUUCACAUUUUGUUUUUCUCCAAUGAUAGUGAAUCUAUCAUUUUUUUUUUUGCAAGACCCAUGCUUUGGUUCUUGUUUUAUUAUGUGUACGAUGAAUGUAUGUAAAUUCAUGUAUAGUAAUUUGGUAUCCCAUCUUAUUUUAAUAUAAUCAAAUCUCUCUCUCUCUC
Molecule: messenger RNA, 1085 nt
Organism: Macadamia integrifolia
Lineage: Eukaryota; Viridiplantae; Streptophyta; Magnoliopsida; Proteales; Proteaceae
Exons: 2
Coding region: 101-817 (238 amino acids)
Source: RefSeq, a predicted model, not a curated record